AUGGGGUCUGCACCCUCAAAGGGGACCGAGGCAUCCGCGGCCCAGGGGGGCUCGCAAGCCGCUUCCGUCGCCGAAAAUUCUUCCAAAGAGCGCCGGAACAGCAACCGGCAGAAGAGCGUCAAAGUUGACAAUGACGAAAAAGUCUUUCGAGAGGCUUGCCUCAAGAUCCUCAAACAGGUCUGCGCCAAUCAAGCCGAUGACUGGAACGACUGGGUUCGCAUCGGCUCGGAUGCCAAGGGUAGAGAGGUCUACAUGAACAAGCGCACCGGUCGCAUCCAGCACCAGCGCCCAGAAAACUUUAACGAGCAACGCAUUGAAGAGCGUGUAUUCGAGUACGUCACUCUGGCCGAGGGCCUCGAGGUAACCACCUAUGUCGAGGAAGAUGGACGCCGUUACUACAUGGACUGGGACGAAGGCCAAUGGGAGCCUUUCCCUGAAGAGUGGCUUUACGCUCUCAGCGAGCAAGAUGUCGCCACCCACGUUGAAAGCACCGCGGCCACCCCCAACCAAAGUUCCUCGCCUCAGGCGGACGAUCGUCUUUUCGAACUCUCCCACCCCGCCCACGGUGAAUUUUUCUGCUAUCUGCUCGAACACCCCCGCAACUAUUACCUCGUGCUUGACAGCAACACCCAAGAGUGGAUUCGAAUGCCGCUCGAAUGGGAGCGCUUGGUCCCCGAGGUCAAGGCCAAGCUCAAGCAACUAAGCGAUCUCUUCCCACAAUGGACAAACUGGCGUGAACAGCUCAUGUAUACGAUACCACUCGUCGUCAUCGCACCAAGGACUCGCAUUCUGGAAGGGAAGACGUACAUCUCUCCGGCAAAGCCGCCACGCUCGUUGAUGAG
Messenger RNA from Monosiga brevicollis MX1, 842 nucleotides. RefSeq lists its product as uncharacterized. The annotation marks the transcript as partial. The transcript is spliced from 6 exons. NCBI's taxonomy places the organism in Eukaryota, Choanoflagellata, Craspedida, Salpingoecidae. The record is from RefSeq and is a predicted model, not a curated record.